Astyanax mexicanus (Mexican tetra) is the source of this 813-nucleotide messenger RNA. RefSeq names its product cardiac myosin light chain-1 (gene cmlc1). Gene Ontology annotation, molecular function: calcium ion binding. Gene Ontology annotation, cellular component: myosin II complex. Bases 74 to 664 code for a protein of 196 amino acids. The transcript has a single exon. The record is from RefSeq and is a predicted model, not a curated record. NCBI's taxonomy places the organism in Eukaryota, Metazoa, Chordata, Actinopteri, Characiformes, Acestrorhamphidae.
CCCAAAACUGGCUCAGACAACUCGCUGUUCUCUCCCAUCCAACCUCCAGUCGCUGACUGCCAGCGCGAGCAUCAUGGCCCCGAAGAAAGUCGAACCCAAGAAACCGGAGCCCAAAAAACCUGAGGCCAAGAAGGAGGAGACCCCGGCUCCGGCUCCCGUCCCCGAGGAGCCCAAAGAGCCCCAGAUGGACCUGAAGAGCAUCGUGCUGGAGUUCACCCCGGACCAGAUCGAGGAGUUCAGGGACGCCUUCACCUUGUUCGACGAGACGCCGACCGGCGAGAUGAAGAUCAGGUACGCCCAGUGCGGGGACGUCAUGAGGGCUCUUGGCCACAACCCCACCAAUGCUGACGUCCACGUGGUGCUGGGUAAGCCCAAGCUUGAAGAGAUGAACAGCAAGAUGCUGGACUUCGAGACCUUCCUGCCCAUGCUGCAGCACAUCUCCAGGGCCAAGGACCAGGGCACCUUCGAGGACUUUGUGGAGGGCCUGAGGGUCUUCGACAAGGAGGGCAAUGGUACGGUGAUGGGGGCUGAACUCCGCCACGUUCUGGCCACUCUGGGCGAGAGGAUGACCGAGGAUGAGGUGGACCGUCUCAUGUUUGGACAGGAGGACGCGAACGGCUGCAUCAACUACGUUUCAUUCAUCAAACACAUCCUCUCUGGGUGAACUAGAGAGGACAAGACCAUCUAUCUUGUGCUUCAUGUGUGUUCCUGGACUGUGCGUGGAUUUCAACAACUAAAAGACAUUAGAAAACAUGGGAAUGGCAAGCUGAAUGUUGGUAAAUGUCAAAUAAAGAUCUCGAUUUCUCAGCUUUA